Molecule: messenger RNA, 1640 nt
Organism: Drosophila subpulchrella
Lineage: Eukaryota; Metazoa; Arthropoda; Insecta; Diptera; Drosophilidae
Exons: 4
Coding region: 685-888 (67 amino acids)
Source: RefSeq, a predicted model, not a curated record
GAAAAAGCACUUCAAGAACUAGAAGUAUUGAACGAAGAUGGUCAGCAGCUUGAGAGUAAUUUUGGUGGCAGCCUUACUGUGUCUGAUUUUUAGUACCAGCGAUGGGAAGCGAUGCGGAGGAGAAGGAUAUUGUGUCCCACAGUACUACGUAUGUCAGGUGAUAGAUGGUUUCUGUAGCCUAAUUGAAAAAUGCUGCAGGAAACCCAGAGAAGGGUGGAAAGGGACACGAUUGGGAGACAGUGGGUGGGUACAGUUAGGAUGAGGAGAGGUUUCGCCCUAAGCCGAAUAGUUCCCCCACCAAAACUAAAUUACAUUACAAGUGUAUAAAAAAUGUCAUUGACGUGUAAUAUAGUUUAUUUUUCCUAUAACGAAAUAUAUCAGGAGGGGAAAGUCAAUAAUAUCUAUAAUACGUUUAAAUAAUUCGUUCCAAAUAUAAAUCGAUUAAUUUUAAAACAUCUACCUAAUUCAUACGAAGUGGGACUUCAUUUUUAUCAUUUUAUAAAAAAUCUAAAAAAAUAGGUAAGCCACAUCACCAUUAAGGUAAAUGUUUUAAAAAUAAUCGAUUUAUAAUUGAAACAUAUAAUUAAACAGAAAAUACAUUUUGUGAAAUCAGUAAUUCCAUGGUAGUCCGAGGCAAUUGAAAUUAUUAUGCCCCAACUUAUUCAAGCUUCUUAAGAUAACAAAAUGCAAUCAUAUCAGCCGUUGCAUAAGAUGAGGAUGGUUAUCUUCUCAAAGACCUUUCUUUUGGUAUCUUUGCUGUCCAUGAUAUGUUAUUCCAGCGCAUAUAACCAUUGGCCUUGUACGAUAGCUGGACGCUGCUAUACCGUCAAUAGACCUUUCGGACGUUUCAAACAGACAAGGUGUGUUCCCUGCACAAUGCCCGAAUGAGUUAUUAUUACGCUUUUUAGUUAAAUGUUUACAAUUUAAAUAAAAUUGAAAAAAUGAGAGAAGCCAUAAAUGUGUACCACAUUUUAUGCGUCACCAAUGUCAGCGACCUUAAAUUUUAAAUGAUCACCUUAUGCCUUAAAAAUAUAAAAGCGUUGAAUGGUUUCUAACUUCCAGAAACUUUCUGUCAAAAAGGCCUAUAUUAUAUAGAUUUUGAUCCGUAAUUUCAGUAUUUUGUUAUAGGUAGUAUUUGAAAAUAGGUUUCCGUAGACAAUGGUAUACAAAGUUUCUUGUUGGAUUGAUUACCAUAAUAAUUGUUGCAAAAAUAAUGAGGUUAUACAUUACAGCUCAGGCUUUUUUUUUUAAAAAUUUAGUUAUGCAUUUUAAAGCAAAGCCAUUUUACAAGCUACUCAAUAUAUCACAAGAGUUAUUUGUCUGAGCUAAGAUGGUGAAGUAUUUCAUAUUUCUUACGAUGCAAAUCCUGGUCGGUUUCCUUGGUCUUUGUUCUGCCUAUCGCUACAAACGAUGUGGAGCUGGACUUUGCGUGCCAUCGGAUAUCAAAUGUUAUUCUCCAGUAUCAUCGAUUUUCUGUACUAAACUACAAAAAUGUUGCUAUUUUGGAAUAUCAAAAAGGUCCGGAAGGGAGGGAAAGCACUAAACUUUCGUCGUUUUUCUAUUUUUAACUACUUUGUAUACGUUUCAACUGAAACGAAUCAAUUUUUAAUGGCUUUAUUUAAAUAUACAAAAUUCAAGUA